CGACCCUUAAGUCACCACUCACCACCCACCGUCUCAAGAUCCACGCCCCCCGAAAUUGCAGGUCGUUAGACUAUUGCCAUUCACGUUUUCUACUCAAGUAUUCAACUCAGAUCGCUCAAAAACUGAUCUACAGGUGCUUUGGUUGCCAAAUUAGAUGGGGGCCGUGCCUUCAACACCGCGCUGGGGCGGCGAGUUGUCGCAGGACACGGCGGAGUAUUUAAUCGGAACAUUUGUUGGUGAUAAAACUUUCCCACUCAAUUCUGAUUACUGGCAGAAAUUACUGGAGCUCCCUUUUGAUCUCCAUUGGCCGGCUCAUCGUGUUGAACAAGCUUGCCAGGCAUUUGCGCGAAACAAUUGUUCUACUAGGCACCUUGCAAAAUUGUUAAUCCACUUGACAUGGUGCUUGCAAGCAUCACUUUCUACUCCGGAUGUGCAAUCCGUGGCUUCAAUUAAGGCUGUAAAUGCAUCUUACAUAGCAUCAGUGUUUCUAAAGUAUUCAAUUGAGGAUUUGAAAAGUGAGAACCUUGAAGAUUUGAAUUUGUCUCUAGAUGAGAAUGAAGCAAUACAACAUGAUAUCGGUAAAGACGAGAGCAUUAUAAACAUGGUUAUGCAUGCUAUCCUUUGCUAUAUUGGCAGAGUGGAUAUAAGUCCGAAGACGUAUCUCCUACAUCAUGAGCUGCUGAACUUCAUGCUCAUUGCUAUGUCUACUCAGCUACUUUCUGGGCCAUCACCUGGACCAAAUGAUGUUCACCCUUUCAUUGAUGCAGCAAUGAGUGAGGAGAGUUCUCUGGUUGGUUUGGUUGUUCGCAAACUACUUCUUAAUUUCAUCACAAGGCCACGAACAUCAAGUAGUGCAUCUUAUACAUUAUUGUCUGAAGAAAAUCGUCUUGGUGUGCUGAAAAGAGUUGGUUCUGCUGCUGGAGGAACCUCACUGAGAAGAGGAGUCAUCCAGACCGUUUGCCUUCUUUUUUCCGCAAAUAUAGUGCUAUUGCCACUCAGUUACUUUGUCAAUUCAAGUGUGGAAGCUUCAAGAAGUCAACUGGCUGACAGCAGUAUCAAUAUAUUACUUAUUCUCAUUCAUUAUCGUAAAUGUAUUCUUGUGGAAUCUGUGAAAAACAGCAUUGCCGGUGUCACUUCUGAAUCACUUCUGAAAGAGGAAACCUAUUUUGCUGAAAACCGGUAUUGUAAAGCCUUGGAAAAUGUCAGGGAUGUUGAGUUUGAUCGGGUAGAUAUCGAGGGAAAUGCACAUACUGGUCCACUUGUGAGAUUGUCUUUUGCUUCUCUAUUUGAUACACUUGGCAUGUGCUUGGGUGAUGAAACUGCUGUUCUGCUACUGUACGCAUUGGUCCAUGGGAAUUCAGACUUUCUGGAAUACGUUCUGGUCCGGACUGAUAUAGAUACGUUGUUGAUGCCGUUGCUGGAGACACUUUAUGAUGCUUCAAGGAGAACGUCAAAUCAAAUCUAUAUGGUCCUGAUUAUUCUACUUAUACUUAGUCAAGAUUCUUCUUUCAAUGCUAGCAUCCACAAGCUGAUUCUGCCUUCUGUUCCAUGGUAUCAAGAGCGUCUUCUUCAUCAAACGUCUCUUGGUUCUCUCAUGGUCAUCAUUCUAAUUAGGACGGUGAAGUAUAACAUGUCUAAGAUGCGGGAUGUUUAUCUGCAUACCAAUUGCCUUGCCACUUUGGCCAACAUGGCGCCUCAUGUGCAUCGACUAAGUUCAUAUGCAUCACAACGACUGGUUAGCCUUUUUGAUAUGUUGUCGCGCAAAUACGCAAAACUAGCUGAGCUGAAGAAUGAUAAAAUGCAGAUGAGUGAUAGUGAACUUAAGGAUGAUGAUAAACUUCCUGAAGAUACGUCGGCAGAAUUGCAUAUAUAUACCGACUUCCUGAGGAUCGUAUUGGAAAUACUCAACGCGAUUCUGACUUAUGCAUUGCCAAGGAACCCAGAGGUCAUUUAUGCAAUUAUGCAUAGGCAAGAGGUAUUUCAACCGUUCAGGAAUCAUCCACGCUUCAAUGAGUUGCUGGAGAACAUAUUUUCUGUCUUGGACUUCUUCAAUAGCCGUAUGGAUGCACAAAAGUUGGAUGGCGAAUGGUCAGUGGAAAAAGUGCUUCAAGUAAUCAACAUAAAUUGCCGAUUUUGGCGAGGAGAUGGGAUGAAGAUGUUUACCCAACUACGCUUCACCUACGAGCAAGAAAGCCAUCCUGAAGAGUUCUUCAUUCCUUACGUGUGGCAGUUAGUAAUCUCUCGCAGUGGUUUCAGUUUCAAUCCCAGUAGCAUAAACCUAUUCCCAGUUGAGCUGCCUGUGGAGGUUAGUUUUGCGGCUGCGGAGGCCAACACAGACCAAAAUAUCCAGUUAAACGUGAAGGAGGCGGUUGAAUUAUCUGUUUGACAGAAGACGAUCAUUUUAUGUACAUAGGUACGUACGUAUAGAGAAAAAAUAAACACGAAAAAUAAAUAAAUGAAUGUAUACACGCCGUGAUUUUCUAACACAAGUUUUGACCAUAUAGAUGUAAUUCUUGUAGACAAAACCAUUGAUGUAAGGACAUUAUUGAGUUGAUUGCUUAUUAUUCUUGUUGAUC
Molecule: messenger RNA, 2576 nt
Organism: Cynara cardunculus var. scolymus (artichoke)
Lineage: Eukaryota; Viridiplantae; Streptophyta; Magnoliopsida; Asterales; Asteraceae
Product: dymeclin
Exons: 19
Coding region: 155-2386 (743 amino acids)
Biological process (GO): Golgi organization
Cellular component (GO): Golgi apparatus
Source: RefSeq, a predicted model, not a curated record